This is a messenger RNA of Penicillium nucicola, 1143 nucleotides long. RefSeq names its product arsenic resistance protein. Gene Ontology annotation, biological process: arsenite transport; antimonite transmembrane transport. Gene Ontology annotation, cellular component: plasma membrane. The transcript is spliced from 4 exons. The record is from RefSeq and is a predicted model, not a curated record. Bases 1 to 1143 code for a protein of 380 amino acids. Lineage: Eukaryota; Fungi; Ascomycota; Eurotiomycetes; Eurotiales; Aspergillaceae. Gene Ontology annotation, molecular function: antimonite transmembrane transporter activity; arsenite transmembrane transporter activity; antiporter activity.
AUGGCUUCCCUACAAAAUACAGCCCAUCUGGCCCCAGAGGUCAACCAGCCUAAAACCUGCGAUAUCGAGAAACAGCAUGAAGUCCUCUGUCCAAAUGAGUCCCAGGGAAAGAAAUCCGCAUUCUCAAGCCUCGGUCUACUAGAUCAAUUCCUUGCACUAUGGAUUUUUCUUGCCAUGGCAAUCGGCAUAAUUUUGGGCAAUUUUGUCCCAAAUACAGGGCCAGCCCUUCAAAAGGGAACCUUUGUGGGAGUUUCGAUUCCCAUCGCGGUCGGUCUCCUCGUCAUGAUGUAUCCCAUCCUCUGCAAAGUCCGCUUUGAAUCUUUGCACCAUGUAUUCCGAGAGAAGGAUAUCUGGAUCCAGAUGGCCUUUAGUCUUGUCCUCAACUGGAUCAUUGCGCCAUUUCUCAUGCUAGCCCUAGCCUGGGCCUUUCUACCCGACGAACCAGAACUACGAGAAGGCCUGAUUAUAGUCGGUCUAGCACGAUGCAUUGCAAUGGUCCUAGUCUGGACCGGGCUAGCAGGCGGCGAUAACGAAUACUGCGCCAUUCUAGUAGCCCUAAACUCAAUCCUGCAAAUGGUCCUCUUCGCCCCGAUGGGCCUAUUCUUCAUCAGCGUGAUAAGCGGCGACCCAGUGACAUUCGAAUACUCAACCGCAGCCGAAAGUGUCGCCGUCUUUCUCGGCAUCCCUCUCGGCGCAGCGAUCCUAACACGCUUCACGCUCCGCCGAAUCUCGGCAACUUGGUACGACAAUACAUUUUUGAAGUGGCUUAGUCCCUGGUCGUUGAUUGGACUGUUGUUUACUAUUUUGGUGCUGUUUGCGUCGCAGGGUCGGCAUGUUGUGCAUCAGAUCGUUUCUGUUGUACGUGUUGCUGCUCCUCUGAUUGUUUAUUUCCUUAUCAUAUUUUUUGCGACCCUUUUUGUUACUUAUCGGCUUGGGUUUGGGUAUCGGCUUUCGACCGUGCAGAGCUUUACAGCUGCGAGUAAUAAUUUCGAGUUGGCCAUUGCUGUUGCGGUCGCGGUGUUUGGGGCUGAUAGUAAUCAAGCUCUUGCUGCGACUGUUGGACCUCUCAUUGAGGUGCCGGUUCUGUUGGGCUUGGUUUAUGCUGUUAAGCUUAUUGCCAAACGAGCUGGUUGGAAGGAUUAA